CGGGCCGGGCACGGCACUCGAGGCGAGCGCGGCAACCACCGCUGCUCUCCUAAGGCUCCCGCGCCCCCCGGGGCAGCUGGGCGGGGUAAUGCCCUCCGUGAUGGAGAAGCCGAGCGCGGGCUCAGGGAUCCUGUCCCGCAGCCGGGCCAAGACGGCGCCCAACGGCGGACACCCCCAUUCGGAGGAUGACAGCAGCGAGGAGGAGCACUCGCACGACAGCAUGAUCCGCGUUGGAACCAAUUACCAGGCCAUAAUUCCGGAGUGCAAGCCUGAGAGCCCUGCACGCUUCAGUAACAAGGAACUGAAGGGGAUGCUGGUGUGGUCACCCAACCACUGUGUGUCAGAUGCCAAGCUUGACAAGUACAUUGCAAUGGCCAAGGAGAAGCAUGGCUACAAUAUUGAGCAGGCACUGGGUAUGCUCCUGUGGCAUAAACACGAUGUGGAGAAGUCAUUGGCUGACCUGGCUAACUUCACCCCAUUCCCUGAUGAGUGGACUGUAGAGGACAAGGUGCUGUUUGAACAGGCCUUUGGCUUCCAUGGCAAAUGCUUCCAGCGGAUCCAGCAGAUGCUGCCUGACAAGCUGAUUCCCAGCCUGGUGAAGUAUUACUACUCUUGGAAGAAGACCCGCAGUCGGACUAGCGUGAUGGACAGACAGGCUCGGCGGCUGGGGGGCCGCAAGGAGAAAGAAGACAGUGAUGAGCUGGAAGAAGGACGAGGAACUGUGAGUGAGGGGGAGCCGGAUGCUGGAGACCCCAAGAGAGAGCCUCUGCCCUCUCGGCCCCUGAAUGCCCGCCCAGGCCCCGGGAAGAAGGAGGCCCAGGGGUCUCAGUACCGCCACCACCCGCUGCGAACCCGGCGGCGCCCACCCAAAGGCAUGUACCUGAGCCCCGAGGGCCUCACUGCCGUGUCAGGAAGCCCGGACCUUGCCAACCUCACGCUUCGAGGCCUUGAUUCCCAGCUCAUCUCCCUCAAGCGCCAGGUGCAAAGCAUGAAGCAGACCAACAGCAGCCUCCGCCAAGCCCUGGAGGGCGGCAUUGAUCCACUUCGCCCCCCAGAGGCCAACACCAAGUUCAACUCCCGUUGGACCACAGAUGAGCAGCUUUUGGCUGUACAAGCCAUCCGUAGGUAUGGCAAAGACUUUGGGGCUAUUGCAGAGGUGAUUGGGAACAAGACUCUGACCCAGGUGAAGACCUUCUUUGUGAGCUACCGGCGCCGCUUCAAUCUGGAGGAGGUGCUGCAGGAAUGGGAGGCCGAGCAGGAUGGUGCCCUUGGAGCCCCAGUCCCCAUGGAGGAGGCUAGGAGAGGGGCUCCCUUGCCAACCCCAGCCCUGGAGGAAGAUGAUGAGGUCCAGAUUACAUCUGUCUCAACAUCUGUGUCCCGAUCAGUACCUCCUGCACCACCCCCUCCUCCACCUCCCACCUCACUGUCCCAGCCACCCCCACUACUGAGGCCCCCUUUGCCCACAGCCCCCACUCUGCUCCGCCAACCCCCUCCACUGCAGCAGGGCCGCUUCCUUCAGCCCCGGCUGGCUCCCAACCAGCCCCCCCCACCGCUCAUCCGCCCUGCUCUGGCUGCCUCUCGCCACAGUGCCCGCCCCGGCCCUCAGCCUCCACCCGCCCUGAUUGGAGCCCCCCUGGAGCCUCCAGCACCCUCACUCUGAGCCGAUGCCCUCCACCAACCAGAGGCUCCAGAACCACCUUGCCGGCUGUCCUCGGGUACCUAUGGCUUCGCCAAGGACAGAAGGGACUAGAGCUCUUGCCAGGUCUUUUGAAGACCUAGAGCUGCCGAUGGGCCCAGCCCGGACCUGUGGGUUCUGCACGUUUCUGGCAGCUGAGCCUGUUUUCACCGCUACCCCAGUCGGGGGCUGGGACUCGGGCUUUCUGAACUGGCCUGAGGGUACUUUCUUUUCCUGGCUGGGACUGGAAGGGCUGCCUCCUAGCCCGCUAGGGCUUCACCUCUGGGCCUGGCCCUUUGUGGAAAGGGGAUAGUGACCAUAGCUUGGGGGAUGGGGAGAGGACAGUUUGGCUGUUCUUCCCUUUUCUUUUAGCAGUAAGUCGGGUGAGGCAGGGAGGGGGCUGGAGGAGGGAGGUGGGCAGAGGUCCCUCAGGGCCAGGCAGCAGCAGAGCUGGAGGGGCCGCUCUCUUGUCUUCAGGAGCCUGUUGGGAAAUGCUGAGGAGCUGAGAGUGCCCACUCUGCCUGCUGCCUAAAGGCUGAAAGGAAGGGGUGCUGGGAACAUAUGCAGACAUGGAUUUAUUUUUCAAUGUUUUUAAAAAAUAAAACCUCCCAAGUUCACUGCGUGCUCUUUCCCUUUGGGUGUGAGGCCCCUGGGCUUUGCUCCUUGUCUGUGCCCUGAGGGUGGGAGGGAGCAGCCACCCCACACCAGCCUUUCUCCCCCCAGGCCCCAGUCUGGAAUCAGUUCUCCUCUGCCAGGCAGGCGGGCU
Manis pentadactyla (Chinese pangolin) is the source of this 2441-nucleotide messenger RNA. It is a transcript of the gene RCOR2, whose product is annotated as REST corepressor 2. The record is from RefSeq and is a predicted model, not a curated record. Gene Ontology annotation, molecular function: transcription corepressor activity. Gene Ontology annotation, cellular component: histone deacetylase complex; transcription regulator complex. Bases 89 to 1660 code for a protein of 523 amino acids. Gene Ontology annotation, biological process: regulation of transcription by RNA polymerase II; negative regulation of DNA-templated transcription. The transcript has 12 exons. Lineage: Eukaryota; Metazoa; Chordata; Mammalia; Pholidota; Manidae.